AUCCAGGUGAUGAUGUUGUGCACGGAGUCUUAGUGAGACACAAGAGCAGCAUGAAGAACAAGUUUGAGAGCAUAUUUGAGGGAAUCAAAACACAAGAAAAUAAAACCUUCUUGAACAGGAUUUACACACAGCUGUACAUCAUAGAGGGGGAGAGUGAAGAACAUGAGGUUCUACAGAUGGAGAAAACCUUCAGGAAACAAGUACAUGAUACCCCAAUCAACUACUUUGAUAUCUUUAAACCUGUAGAAGAUCCUAAAGGAGAAAUGGAAGAACAGAACAUUAGAGGUGUGAUGGCUAAUACUGCCAGAGAAAAAGAAAGAAAAGAAGAUGAAGAACCAAAACAGCUCCGAACUGUCCUGACUAAAGGCGUCGCUGGCAUUGGGAAAACUGUGUCUGUGCAGAAGUUCAUUCUGGACUGGGCUGAAGGAAAAGCCAAUCAGGAUGUUGAUUUCAUGUUUGUGCUUCCGUUCCGGGAGCUGAAUCUGAUUAAAGAUGACCAGUUCAGUCUUCAUAAACUUCUGUCUGAUUUCCAUCCUGAACUUAAAGAUCUAGACCCAAAAAAAUAUGAUUCCUACAAAGUUGUGUUUAUCUUUGAUGGACUGGAUGAAAGCAGAAUUCCACUGAGCUUUUCACAGUGUGAGAAAAUAUCUGACAUAACAAUGACCUCAUCAGUGGGUGUGUUGAUGACCAACCUCAUCAGAGGAGAUCUGCUUCCUUCUUCUCACAUCUGGAUAACCACUCGACCAACAGCAGCCAGUCAGAUCCCUCCUCAGUACAUCAACCGUGUGACAGAAAUUCAGGGAUUCAAUGACCCACAGAAGGAGGAGUACUUCAGGAAGAGAAUCAGUGACCAAGACCAAGCCAAGAAAAUCAUCUCACACAUUAAGACAGUAAAGAGCAUCCACAUCAUGUGCCACAUUCCAGUCUUUUGCUGGAUCUCAGCCACUGUUCUUCAGCAGAUGAUAAACCAGAGUAAUACAGAAAUUCCCAAAACUCUGACUGAAAUGUACACACACUUCCUGCUGAUUCAGAUGAAUAUGAAGAAUGAGAAGUAUGAGGGAAACAUUAAGAGCGAUCCAGUGAAACUUCUGGAGUCCAACAGAGAGAUGAUUCUGAAACUGGCUAAACUGGCUUUCAAACAGCUGAUGAAGCGCAAUGUGAUGUUCUAUGAAGAGGACCUGAGAGAGUGCGGCAUUGAUGUCACUGAGGCCUCAGUGUACUCUGGGAUAUGCACUGAGAUCUUUAAGGAGGAAUCUGUGCUUUACCAGAGGAAGGUCUACUGCUUUGUGCAUCUGAGCUUUCAGGAGUUCCUGGCUGCUUUCCAUAUGUUUUACUCCUAUAUGAGCAAAAGUGUGGAAGAACUGCAAUUUUUUCUGAUGGCUGAGCUACUGAGAGGAGCAGUACAUAAAGCCUUAGAGAGUGAGAAUGGACACCUGGAUCUUUUUCUUCGAUUCCUUUUGGGCCUCUCAGUGGACUCCAAUCAGAAACUUCUGCAAGGCCUAUUAGCACGCCCAGAGAGCAGCUCAGAGAGCAUCACCAAAACAGUGCAGCACAUCAAACGCCUCAUAAAAACAGAGGAUCUUCCUGCUGAGAGAUCCAUCAACCUGUUCCUCUGCCUGACUGAAGUGAAUGACCAGUCUCUCUCCAGAGAGAUUCAGGAGUAUCUAAAAUCACAGAAAAACACAGGAACCAAACUCUCUGCUGCUCACUGCUCAGCAAUAGCUUACAUGCUGGAGAUCUCAGACGAGGUUCUGGAUGAGCUGGACCCAAAGAAGUUCAACACAUCAGAGGAGGGUUACAGGAGACUGGUUUUGGCUGCAAGCCACUGCAGAAAGGCUCUGUAA
Molecule: messenger RNA, 1844 nt
Organism: Pygocentrus nattereri (red-bellied piranha)
Lineage: Eukaryota; Metazoa; Chordata; Actinopteri; Characiformes; Serrasalmidae
Product: NLR family CARD domain-containing protein 3-like
Exons: 1
Coding region: 51-1844 (597 amino acids)
Source: RefSeq, a predicted model, not a curated record